AUGAGUGAACAGCAGACUACGUUCUAUAAAGCUACAACUACUGUAACAACUACUGUAGAUGGAAAAAGUGCUACGACAACGAGUACUCAGAGUUAUGUGCAGUCGUCGGGAAGGAAGAAAGCCUUAAUGAUUGGAAUCAAUUAUUAUGGGACUCCAUAUGAGCUCAAAGGAUGUAUUAACGAUGUAGCAAAUAUUAAAGCGUUUUUGAAGCAACAUGGCUAUGAAGAAUCGAAUAUCAGAGUUCUGACUGACGAUCAAUUGGAUACGACAAAGAUCCCUACGAGACAAAACAUGAUUGAAGGAUUAAAAUGGCUUGUCAGCGAUGCGCAACCUGGUGAUUCUGGUCAUGGUGGCCAAUUGCUUGACACGGACAAUGAUGAAGAUGAUUAUUAUGACGAAACCAUUAUGCCUCUCGACUUUCCAACUGCCGGACACAUCAUAGACGAUGUUAGAAAUGAACAAAAUUCUAGUACAACCAUUGCCGGAGGGCAAGUAUUCAAUAAUCAAUUGCUUUUUAUAUAUCAAAUUGCAUCAAUUUCUAACAAUUCCAUCAAAUACAUUAUUACAGGUGUCCGUAUGACUGUAAUCUUUGACUCGUGCCACUCGGGAACUGCUCUCGAUCUUCCAUAUACCUAUUCAACAAAGGGAAUAGUCAAGGAUCCGGGCAUAUUGAAGGCUGGUGGUAGUGCGUUAUUCUACGCAGGGAUUUCAUAUCUCCAGGGCGACCUGAAAGUUGCGAAAGACAAUAUACAUUCAUUUACGAAGAAGGCUAAAGACGGAAAAGUCAUUAGUCAAAGAAACAAAGCCAACAAAUCGAGUAAAGCCGACGUUAUAAUGUUGAGCGGAUGCAAAGAUUUGCAAACAUCGGCCGAUGCAUUUGAAGCAGGCAAGAGCACUGGAGCCAUGUCAUUUGCCUUGAUCUCAACUGUGAAACAGAAAUACCCGCUCACAUACCAGGAACUUUUGAAUUCCGUGCGUGACAUUCUUGCUGAAAAGUACCUUCAAAAGCCUCAACUUAGUGCUUCCCACGAAAUCGACAUCGAUGGAACGUUUACAUUUUAA
Molecule: messenger RNA, 1062 nt
Organism: Paraglomus brasilianum
Lineage: Eukaryota; Fungi; Glomeromycota; Glomeromycetes; Paraglomerales; Paraglomeraceae
Source: the annotation of a GenBank genome assembly